AUGUCCAAACAGUUACCAAAAAUGCUUCCUAAUAAAUUAUGUUUGUGUGUGGUUUCAGUGGAUGGCUGGUGGACCUCCCAGUUGAAGUUAGUGCUCCUCGGGGGCAGGAACUCAGGGAAGAGUUCCCUGGGAAACCUCCUCCUGGGCAAAAAGGAGUUCGCCCCCUCGGAGAGGACGUCCUGUUUGCGGCGGGUGGCCCCGGCGGGCCGACACUGGCUCACGGUGGUGGACACGCCGGGCUGGUGGUGCGACUUCGGUGCGGAGGACAGUGCACGAAUGGUGCGCCGGGAGAUCCAGGGGAGCGUCGCCAUGUGCUCCCCAGGACCCCACGUCUUCCUGGUGGCGGUCAAAGCUGGCUCGCACUUCACAGAGAAGCGCCGCAAGGCCCUGGAGGAGCAUGUGGGCCUGCUUGGGCCCGAGGUGUGGCACCACUGCGUGGUGGUCUUCACAUCAUUAGGUACACCCGACCAGAAACGGGACUGGGAGCUCUCAGAGUCGGAAGCCCUUGGUUGGCUGAGGGAUAAGGUCGGACACAGAUGCCACCUCAUCGACUUGAGCGAUAUAAGUCGAGUCCUGGAGCUAAUGGAGACCGUCCGGAGAUUGGUCACCACCAACCGAAACAAAGUGUUUGAGAUGGAGGACAGCGUUUGCAGGGCCCUAGAGGACGAGAAGAGACGAGUGGAGGACGACGCCCGCGCCAGGUUUUUGAACGUGAAAAUUCACAGGGCCUUUAUGAGAGAGCGGGCUCGUCCUCUACCUGACAUCAGGAUCGUGCUGUUGGGAGCCAAAGGUUCCGGAAAGACGUCUUCUCUGAACACCAUUCUGGGCCGGGACCAAGGGCGGCGGCCCACAGGAAGAACUGCUCGCUGCGUAAUCGAACGAGGCGCAGCCUUCGGGAGGCAGGUGACGGUGGUGGACACCCCCGGCUGGUGGAUGAACUUCUUCGUCCACGAGAGCACUGCUUUCGACCGUGGUCAGAUCAGGCUCGGCCCAUCCUUUUGCGGUCUGGGUCCGCACGCCUUCCUGCUGGUGGUGCGCCCGGACCGCGCCUUCUCCGAGACCUACCGGCGUGCGGUGCAGGAGCACUUGCAGCUGCUGGGCGGGGAUGUCUGGGGCCGGGUCAUGGUGCUGUUCAGCUUCGGGGACUGGCUGGGCGAGACGGCCGCCGAGCAGCACGUGGAGAGCGAGGGGGAGUCGCUGCAGUGGCUGGUGGAGCGCUGCAGGAAUCGAACCCACGUGCUGAAUAACAGGACUGCUGGGGAUGGAUUCCAGGUGAGGGAGCUGCUGGCAAAAAUAGAGGAGUUGGUGGCGGGCUGCGGCGGCGGACAUUGGCGGGCCGACACCAAAGAGGAGGAGCAGUUGGUGAGGAUGAUGAGCCUGAAGGAGAAGAAGAGGAAGAUGAAUAUGGUACAGCAGAAGAGGGAGGCCAACGUGCAAGAUGACAAGUCCCGCCCCCUCUCUGAAGUGACGCUCGUAUUGGUGGGUGGCAGCAAAACGGGAAAGAGCUCAUGCGGCAACACGUUGCUGGGCCACGACUGCUUCCACACAGGCCGUCCUACUACCUCGUGCACCCUGAGGCGAGGCCGUAUCGGCGAACGGGCGGUGACUGUACUGGACACGCCGGGCAACUUCCCUCUAACUACCGACCUUAUGAAGGGGACGCCGUCCUGGGCCGUGCUGGUGGUUGUGAACGCCAGCGCCGCCUUCACCGAUGGCCAUGGGAGAGCCUUGGAGGCACAGAUGGGAGGGCUCUGGAGGAGGGCCAUGGUGGUCUUCAGCCACGGCGACUGGCUGGGCGACACAGGAAUCGAACAACGGCUGGAGAGCGAGGGGCCGGCGCUGAGGGAGCUGGUUGCCAAGUGCGGGAACAGAUACCACAUGUUGGACAACAAGCGGCGAUUCAGCACCUCGCAGGUUCUACAGCUGAUGGCGAAGGUGGAGCGCGCGAUGGUGGGGGAGUCUCACACCACGAAUGGAUCAUCUGGCCCACAGUACCACAAUAGUGCCACGCUGUGCAAGGAUCUAAGUUUGAUGCCCAGUGACGGUCAUCAGCUUUCACAUGACUUUAGGUGCAGUGACUCUUCCACUGGACCUUUCAGUGAGUCCUCCAGUGAGCAUCCCUCAGUGGACUCUUGUGAAUCUUCAUCUGCCGACAAACAAGUCGGACUUCCGUCAGGCGCAUGGAACAGCGGCAACGCCACAUUCUGUUUGUUGGCUGUGCUUCGGGACAGAUUGAAAUCUUUCAGCAUCAACGUACCAACAUGGCUCCAUGCUAACCCAUCCAGACUUCCCAUGAUGCUCCUGGUGCUGCCUCCACCCCGGCAGGGGUCACUUCCUGAUGGGUAUGCCCGCCUGGAGCACUCCCUCUUCAGCCAGACUGGAGACUGGAGCAGCCUGGAGGAGCUGGAAGCCUUCAUCGACUCGUAUUUUGACACGCUGUGGGAGCGACAGGCCUCGACUGCGUUCCCACCAUCGCCUCAGCCUGGGUGGGCCGCCGCCCCGCAAUCAGGGGAGCACCUGCUUUCGUCCAUCGAAAGGAAACUAUCCAAGCUGGACUUGCUGGAGGAGAUCCGGGAGGACCUGACAGAAGUGAGGAGGAGCCUGGAGCUCAGCUGGAAGGUCAUACAGGACCUCAGAUGCAAAAAUAAACACCAAUGAACGACACUCGGCAGACUCAAGAUGAGGUACAACUGUCUUCACAUGGGAAGGUUGAG
Messenger RNA from Syngnathoides biaculeatus (alligator pipefish), 2714 nucleotides. Its product is annotated as GTPase IMAP family member 8. Lineage: Eukaryota; Metazoa; Chordata; Actinopteri; Syngnathiformes; Syngnathidae. The transcript has 7 exons. Gene Ontology annotation, molecular function: GTP binding. The coding region runs from base 1 to 2658 and encodes 885 amino acids. The record is from RefSeq and is a predicted model, not a curated record.